CAAAUUGACAACCAUUCCUUGAUGACAACUUUGACAGCAGAAAAUUUCUUUCUUUAUAAACAGAAUAUUUUCUAAACUUCCUAAACUAAUUUUCCUCUUAUAUUUCUUGCAUAAUUGUACAUUUUUCAAUAAAUGUGUGAUUUUUCGUUAAAAUGCCUGCAAUUGAUAAAGCCAUUACAGAAGAUGAUGAAGAUUACCUUAUAUCGAGAGCUAAAGAAGCACACAAACACAAUAUUUAUUCAGCAAAAGCUUGGAUGUUGACAGCAAAAACAUUAUUUCCAUCCAAUUUCAAAAUUCAAUUUGAAGCUUAUUUAAUGGAAAAACAAUCCGGAAAUGUUCACGAAGCUGCAGAAUGUUUCAGUUCACUCAUGUCGUCGAGACAACAUUUACCAGAUCUUUUGUUGGAAAUAUCUGCAAUCGCUAAUGCAUUGAAAUCGAAUGAGCCCAGUUUUUUAAGUCAAAUGUUCGAUAAUAUAUGCCCUGAUAUUCAACUAACGAUACUUAAAACGAGCGUGGAGAACAGUGAUGAUACUAUGGAGCAUUGUCGAUUAUUAGUUUUGUUAUUGAAGAAGUUUCCUCAGUUAGGAGUGGAUAGUUUGGUUAAAACUCUUAUAAAUACUGAAAAGUUUUUUUAUGACAACAGAUAUGCGCGGCUACUGGUUGUGGAAACGUUGCCUCUCCUUCAUUCUCUCGAGUCACCGAGAUUGCUUCAGCGAUUGGUUGUAAAGGCAAUAGAUUUCUACAACUCAUAUGUUUAUGAUGAAACUGAACAUGAUAUAACUGACCCUUGGCAAAGGCUUUAUGGAGUACUUGAUUUAUUAGGCAGACAGUUAGGUUGGGAUUCUUAUCUAGUCAAUUAUGGCAAUAGCUUAAACAAAGAGUCAUAUUAUCAAAAGCUACUGAUGUUGAGAAGCUCAGAGGAUUGUCGUCAACUGCUGUAUUGUGGUGUUGUGUUCUUCUUACGAUCUCUGUAUGAACAAAAGACCCUAAGAGGUAAUCAUACUUUAGUAGAGGCAUUGUCAGAUCCUGAUCUGCCCGUCUCCAAACAUAAAAAAGGAGAUAUUGAAGUAACCGGUGUAUCAGCUCAUCAGUUUCAAGCUGCUGCUAAUUGUUGGGAAUUGCUGCACUGCAAUGAAGUUAUAACAAGGGAAUUUAUAAAGUUAACUUCACAGUUACAGAUUAAGCCCUGGUUAGAGGGAUUUUCUGAUGAGUUGGCUCUUUAUAAAGGCAGAUACAGUGAGGUCAAUACUUCUGUAUCAAAUGAUUUGACAAAUAUUAUAUCCAGAGUGUCUAUAAACUUUUUUCAGCAAAAUUACUUGGGCUGUAUUGAAAAUAUGUUAGCAGCAUUGCCUUUAUUGCCCUCUGUUGAGGGAGUUUUAGAACCUGACCUGAUAGUUGGUGGUAAACAUAGACACUUACAUUUUCUUCCAAUAACCAAGGUUGCAAUUAUGCACUGCUUUUGUACUCUACUGAUAAGAAUCUUAUUGAAAGCUGGAAACAAUUCUGAUUUAACCUUUGGACAUAUGUUAGUGCUGAUGCAACUUGGCUGGCCACAGGAAGAAUCAGUAUUUAUCAAUAUCAUGGAUGCUAUAAGGAAAAAAGGUGUUUUUCAUUAUCAUCUAUUUCCAGCAUAUAUAAUUCAUAUUGAUAUUUUAGAAGAACUGAGUUUUAUUUGGAAUGAACAAGGGAAAACCAUUGCAUUGGAUAUUUUGCCAAAUUCUCAACAGCAUCUCGGACAAAGAAGAAUAGGAACUCGAGGAGCUGAUAAGGGUGUCAAGGAGGACUUUAAACAGGCCAUGAAAGCCCAAGUUGCAAGAAGCAAUGAGUCUAUAAUUAAUUUAAUUAUACAAUUUAUUACUUCAGAAAGAUCUUAUUUUCUACAAAUACAAUCAUAAUAAAUAAAAAACAAUUAUUAGAAAUAAAA
This is a messenger RNA of Bicyclus anynana (squinting bush brown), 1924 nucleotides long. RefSeq names its product integrator complex subunit 10 (gene IntS10). Gene Ontology annotation, cellular component: integrator complex. The record is from RefSeq and is a predicted model, not a curated record. The coding region runs from base 153 to 1895 and encodes 580 amino acids. NCBI's taxonomy places the organism in Eukaryota, Metazoa, Arthropoda, Insecta, Lepidoptera, Nymphalidae. The transcript has a single exon. Gene Ontology annotation, biological process: snRNA processing.